AUGGAGUCCAAGAAUACUCCAACUGCUAAUACUCCGCUUCUUGUAGAAGUACAUGACAGACUGGGUUAUUUUGCAUUGGGACGAAAGGAAGAAAAAGAGGACGAGGAAGAUCUAAAUCAGAAACAACAAGGGGGAGAAGAAGAGAGAUUGAUUCAUUCUCAAGAUUUGGUGACGGCGCUGGAGUCAGGGUUGGUGCGAAAAGAUAGUUUGCAACCAAUUGUGCAUGAUACUAAAAAUCUUCCGUCCACUACGAGACAAGAAGACCAAGGAACGGUGCUUCUACCUUGUUCCAACUAUGGAGCAAGUUCAAGAAGCAAUAAAUAUAUUGAGAGAGAAGAAGAACCCAUAAUCACUGAGGGGGACUCAACAUCAUCGUCUCAAUCGCAGUUGCAUCCUCCAGUCACUUAUUCUGACACAGAAUAUUUGAAUUCUGACAUUGUCUACACAAUUCCCGGCUCACCAGGGCUGCCAGGUAGCUUACAUUCCAGGACCUCACUGGCCCAAGUGUAUGGUUUCAAUGACUGGAUUGCAGAUUUGCUAGAACGGUGGAUAAUCUCGAUAAUAAGGAGAUAUUAUACUCCACAAUUUGCACACAUAUUUGGCAUCGUAUUAACUCUCGCGCUCAUUUUUGCUAUCCUCAUACUUUACUUUACCGGGAAUAUCGAUAUCUUGGUAAGAUUGGCCCGACACUUGAUUUGUGAAAUCAUACGUCAGAUACAAGGUGAUGCUACCGAAUUUGGGUUUUGCUACGCUAAGUGA
Messenger RNA from Lodderomyces elongisporus, 759 nucleotides. RefSeq lists its product as uncharacterized. Lineage: Eukaryota; Fungi; Ascomycota; Pichiomycetes; Serinales; Debaryomycetaceae. The coding region runs from base 1 to 759 and encodes 252 amino acids. The transcript has a single exon. The record is from RefSeq and is a predicted model, not a curated record.